Ylistrum balloti is the source of this 1245-nucleotide messenger RNA. Its product is annotated as proteasome subunit beta type-1-like. NCBI's taxonomy places the organism in Eukaryota, Metazoa, Mollusca, Bivalvia, Pectinida, Pectinidae. The record is from RefSeq and is a predicted model, not a curated record. The coding region runs from base 37 to 741 and encodes 234 amino acids. The transcript is spliced from 6 exons. Gene Ontology annotation, cellular component: proteasome core complex.
CACUGUCACGACGGACUCGACAUCGGAUACAAAAAGAUGAGCGUUCUUGCACCUCCAGUGAUGGGAGAUACUUAUGGGUCCGAUAGACCAAAAGAAGUUUACUUCAGUCCGUACGCUCAAAAUGGGGGUACAACUGUUGCUGUGUCUGGAGACGAUUUCUCUGUAAUAGCAUCAGACACAAGACUGAGUGAAGGUUUUUCUAUACACAGCAGGACUCUCCCAAAAACUGUUCAGUUAACGGGUAACACAGUGCUAGCAUCAUGUGGAUUUUAUGGAGAUGUUCUCACUUUGACCAAAGUACUGAAAGCAAGACUGAAGAUAUAUGAACAGGACCACCACCAGAAGAUGUCCACCACCGCCAUUUCUGCUAUGCUGUCCACCAUGUUGUACCACAAACGCUUCUUUCCCUACUACACUGACAAUAUAGUUGCUGGCCUUGACAAUGAAGGUCGUGGAUGUGUGUUCAGCUUUGACCCUGUAGGAUCAUAUGAGAGGGAGUCUUUUCGGGCUGGUGGCUCUGCUAGUUCCAUGAUGCAGCCUUAUCUAGAUAACCGGAUUGGACACAGAAACAACCCUAAUCCUCCAAAAGGACCCCUCACAAAGGAGCGGGCUGUGCAGCUUGUCAAGGAUGCUUUCAUUGCAGCAACAGAGAGAGACAUUUACACUGGUGAUGGUGUGGUAAUACAUGUGAUCACCAAGGACGGUAUAGAAACACAAAGUUUUGGCCUCCGUAAUGACUAGGAUAACAUUAUAGAAAUCAUCAGACGUUAAGGUGUCACCAUCAACUAUCACAGGCAUUCAUCUAGACUUGAAGUGUCAAAGUACAGAAUCUACUGACUUACUGUACAGUAUGUACAACUGCACAUGGGUAAAGUAAAGGACAUCAUGUCCCUCAUUGUACAGACUUUACAUCUAGGCAUGGUGUGUUAAAUGUAGGACAUAAUGUGUCCCACUGUAUGGACAGAAUAUCUAGGCAUGGUGUGUUAAGUUUAGAACAGCAUGUCCUUCAUGGUAGAGACUUCUACACCACAGCAUGCUGUGGUAAGUGUAGAACCACAUGUCUCCCACAGUACAUAUACACCUCUGUAGUACCGGUGUAAGCAUUUCCUGGACAAUACUUCCAAUGUCUGUUAGUUGAUACCUUGAACUAUGGGAAAAUUGAAGUGCUACAUACAUAUAUGCUAUCAUCACUGAAAAAAAAAAUGUUUGUCAAACAUAAUUUGAUGAAUAAAAUUUGUCAUGUUU